UUUACCAGUUGAAAGUUAACGCAUCACCAGUUGACAGUUAACGCAUUACCAGUUGACAGUUAACGCAUCACCAGUUGACUGUUGACGCAUUACCAGUCGACAGUUGACGCAUUACCAAUUGACAGUUAACGCAUAACCAGUUGACAGUUAACGCAUUUCCAGUUGCCAGUUGACGCAUUACCAAUUGACAGUUAACGCAUUACCAGUUGACAGUUAACGCAUUACCAGUUGACUGUUAACGCAUUACCAGUUGACAGUUGACGCAUUACUAGUCGACAGUUAACGCAUUACCAGUUGCCAGGUAACGCGUUACCAGUUGCCAGCUAACACGUUACCAAUCGCCAGGUAACGCGUUAACGGCUGCCGGGUAACGAACUUCGUUACUAUGCUCAGGUCCGCAGACAUGUUGACAGUAUUGAUGGUAUUCGUGGUAACCAUGCUAACGGCGGCGGCGCAGUCCUGCCAUUACCUGGACAGGAAUCCUUACAGGAACUUCGGGAUACUCACGGAUUACCAGGCAGCCAAGCUCUCCCUCGCCACCUACGCCAUCGAUACCAGUUAUCAGGCCACUACAUUGGACUGCGUUGUGUUGUCGUACUGGCAGUUCAGCAGGGAAGGAACGUCGCUCCCAGAAUACGGACUGGUCGACCCCUCCACAACGGACGCCCUCCUCUUCCUGAAGACCAAGAUCAUUGAGAGCCAUCAACUGGGCAGAGGUUCUCUGUGUGCUGAGGACCUGUCAGCGCUGGUGAGCUGGACGGGUCCCCCAGUGGGGGUACUGGAGGGGGUGGGGGAGCUUACCAGCGUGGGUGCCCACGACCUCUACGCCACCGCCAGGCGCUACAGCAGCGCCUUCUUCGGGCCAGUGUACGACUUCUCUCCCGCGAGCUUCAGGGUGGUGCACUCCUCCAGCAGCGCCUCCUACAGCAGCGCCUUGGCCAUCCUACACGGCAUGACACCUCCUACCUCCACGUCACCCCACCUGGGGGCCCUCACCCCCCAACUCUACCUCAGGGGGAGUGAUGACCUCACCCAGUACAAAUGCCGGCUGUCGAGCGAGGUGUGGCGGGGGGCGGGGGGUGAGGAGCAGGAGAUGGUCGCCGGGGUCACGGAGUCCGUCCGCGUCAGACUCGGCCUCCCGGAGCAUCUCUUCGGGCGGGGCCACCUGCAGUGGACGUAUGACGCGUGUCGGGCGGCGGUCGCCGUUGACCCAAGCGCCUACUCGCCCUGGUGCGCCAUCUUCUCCAAGCCUGAACUCGAGCUGCUGGAGCUGGUCGACGACAGCAUCUGGUAUCGCAGGCUCGGCCUACAUCGGCACAACUACGAGGAGAUGAUCAACUACGAACUGAUGCCGGCCUGCCGCAGCCUGCAGCACCUGAUGGAGUACUUCAGGGGCAUCGUGGAGGAGGGCCACUUCCACCAGCAUCGUCUCACCAGCGCCCGCGUCAUUGUGAGCGACGCCUCGGCGCUGCUGCGCCUCCUGGCCGUUCUGGGCGUCAACGCCGAGGCGACGCCCGUCACGGCCACCGACCCCGCCAUGCUGCACCACCGUCGGUGGCGGGUGUCGGAGCUCGCGCCUUUCGGAGGUCACCUGGUGCUGACGCUGACGCGGUGCCACCAGCAAGAGUUCUUCGUGCGCGCCUACCUGCAGGAGACGCCCUUCCCCAUCCUCAACUGCCCCACCGACUGCCCCUGGGGCGUCUUCCUCGCCAACGUCGAUCACCUGCUGGGGUACUGCCCAGACGUCCUCCACUGCCCCUCCAGCGCCAACGCGGUCACCGCCGAGGACCUCGUAGUUCUUCUGCUGGGGGUGACGAUCAUCCUGGGAGUGAUGUGGGGGCGUGAUGGUGUACUGCUGAGUCGGUGAUGUGGUGGUGGGCAAGAGAGGGACAUCCCGAGGGAAAGAAUAAGAGGGGACAGAAGGGAUUACGAGAGAUGUGCCGCAAUCAUGUCCAGUCUGUUGCAGUUUCCGUUUCGCGAUAAUAAAUUUUUU
This is a messenger RNA of Hyalella azteca, 1993 nucleotides long. Its product is annotated as multiple inositol polyphosphate phosphatase 1. The transcript is spliced from 9 exons. Gene Ontology annotation, molecular function: inositol phosphate phosphatase activity; acid phosphatase activity. NCBI's taxonomy places the organism in Eukaryota, Metazoa, Arthropoda, Malacostraca, Amphipoda, Hyalellidae. The coding region runs from base 386 to 1867 and encodes 493 amino acids. The record is from RefSeq and is a predicted model, not a curated record.